Messenger RNA from Acytostelium subglobosum LB1, 4125 nucleotides. RefSeq lists its product as hypothetical. The coding region runs from base 1 to 4125 and encodes 1374 amino acids. The transcript is spliced from 3 exons. NCBI's taxonomy places the organism in Eukaryota, Evosea, Eumycetozoa, Acytosteliales, Acytosteliaceae. The record is from RefSeq and is a predicted model, not a curated record. Gene Ontology annotation, biological process: protein phosphorylation. Gene Ontology annotation, molecular function: protein tyrosine kinase activity; ATP binding.
AUGGGCCUGGCCACUGAAGCCACCAACAACAACAAUACAAUAGCCACAAGUCCAAGUGCAACCAAAACUAGUCACACUCCAACGACCAGCACAUCAUCCACAACAACUUCAUCUACAAUCAUAAAUUCAAGCUCAGGCAGCUUUCGUGGUCCAAGUCCCAGGUCUGGCAACAACAGUCCAGGCAGUCCAAGGCAUGCUCCAGUCAGUCCAAGACACACUCCAAUCAACAACUCCAACUCAAGCAGUGGCAGCAUCACCAGCAGCAACAGCAGCUCAUCAAGCAGUCUCGGGAAUAGUGGCGGCAGGAGCUUCCGUGGCCCAAGUCCAAGCUCAAGCUCAAGUAGCAUUAGUAGUCUGAGCAGCAGUAUAGACAAUCAACAGGAUGUGCUGUUGGUACAUGUCUGUGGCUAUGAGAAGGAACAGCUGAUACAGAGUCUAAACGCCACAAAUACAUGUGUGACGAUCAUCAACACACGCUACAGGGUCAUCUUUACUGAUGUACCGCCAAACAAUGAGGACCCGAACAGUCGACUGCCACGCACAUUCUGCCGACUACAAUGUUUCAACACCAAGACCAAACAUGGCAUGGACAUCUACAAGACUGCAGUCACUCAAUACAACACAAUGCUAGAUCAUUUCGCAGUAGAUAACAAUUAUUACAAGACUACUCAUGUACCAAUACCAUCAAUAUUUGUUGGAGUCAAUAUUGGAAAUGGAUCAUCACAUAUUAAUGAUAUGAGGACGAUACAGACAAGGUCAUUGUUAGUGGAGUGGCCAAAGAAUUCUAAAGAGCUGAUCUAUCAUGUGGUCGGCUAUGUUAACAGCACCAAGAUACACAUGGUACUCAGACAUGCCUGUUCCACAGAUGAUGUCGAUGCCAUGGAUGAAGUAAUCUCCACAAAAGCAUUCACACUCGAACAACUAUCAAAUUUAUAUAACGCUGGAAAUGGAAUGCUGUUGGACUCGCUGCUCGAUCAGACGAAUAGUAAUCAGUUGUCAGUGAGUGGAACGAUGGCAUUGUUGGGCGUGCUGACAAUUGACAAGAAGGGUAAUCUAUCACAAACCUUGAGGCUGUCAAAGGCAAGUUUGAGACGAUUCCCAUUGUCCCUUACAAUGAUGGGCCUGCACGUCACGUUGCUGGACUUCAGCGACAACAAGAUCAGAGAACUACCACCCGAGAUCAUGAACCUAAAGUACCUGGACACAUUGUUGUUGCGCAACAACUUAUUGGACACAGUACCAUUGGAGAUAGCUUACCUUGUUGGGCUACGCACUAUCAAUCUGCAGGGCAACCCCAUGCGCGAGUUCCCCAUGGAGAUCAUAGAGGAGGGAGCCGAGCGAAUUAAAGAGUUCUGCCUCAACAUCAUUGAGCGACGCAACGUCGAGACGUGGAACAAGGUGCGUCUCAUGUUUGUGGGCCAGGAGGGCGUCGGCAAGACCAGUCUACUCCAAGCCUUGACACGAGUCAAGAAGAACAAGAGCGAGCUACAGGUGAGCGGCGACACGAUCUCAACAGAGGGUGUCAAGAUCCAGACGGUCAAGAACAAGUCGAGCUCGAUUGAGUUCUCAGCCUGGGACUUUGGAGGCCAGCAGGUCUUCUACCCGACGCACCAGUUCUUCUUGACGAGUCGUGCGCUCUACAUGCUCGUGUUCAAUGUGAGCGACCCAGACUGGGCCGAGCGCGUGGACUACUGGGUGCGCCAGAUCAAAUACAUCUGCGAGGGUGACCGUCCACUCAUAUUCUUCAUUGGCACGCAUAUUGACAAGUGCACCACUCCACAACUUGAGAUGGCCAAGCAAGUCAUCAACAAAACAUUCGCCACCAACUCGAGAGUCGCGUCUCCAGUCCACUUUGUCUGCUGCAACACUGGCGUGGGCAUCAAGGAUUUGAAUAAGAGGCUGGCUGUUGAGGCCAAGAAAUGUGGCCUAAUCGUAAAGAACAUACCUGGCACAUACUUGCUGCUUGAGCGACGUCUGUCUAAGCGAGGAACGGCGGGACGUCCCAAUACCCUAUUGCCAGACAUUGCGAGAAUGAGUAUGCGUACCUCUGGCAAUAACAUGGGUGAGCCGAGCACAUCGACCACACCCUCGCCCCAACAGCUGGAUCGCUACAUCAACAUCUUUGACUAUCACAAUGAGGCCAAGUUGGCCUUGGUUGCACCUGAGGACUUGGGUGCGGCGACAGACUUCCUGACCAAUCUUGGCAUCAUCCUACAUUACAACACGCCAUCACUGCGCGACCUUGUUGUGCUGGACCCACAAUGGCUCGCGGACGUCAUGAGCAGUCUGGUGACCUUCUCACAUCAAUGGAUCAAGGAAGGAGUGCUGCGCCACAACGACUUGCCUGCAGUCUGGAGUGCCUAUGACCCCGCGCUAAGACCCACUCUGCUCAAGAUCCUCGAGAGGUUCGAGGUGUCAUACCAGCUGGACGUCGACCGCUCGCUUGUGCCAUCUCUGCUCCCCGAGGAGCCCAAGGGCAAGGUCGAGGCGGUGCUCAACCGCGAGUGGAUGCCCAUGGCCGAGCUAGUGGAGGCACGUCUUCCUGUGAGAUUCUACGGCUGCGACUUCAAUUUUGAGUUCAUGCCUCUGGGCUUCUUUGGCCGUCUAUUGUUGCGAGUACUACACAUCAGUGGCGUCCACGCCAAGACCUACUGGCGCAAUGGAAUGCUGCUGGACAUUGACAACAGUUACCAGAAGCAGCAGGCACUGAUCACAUUCAGCAAGAGACGUAAAUUCAACACGGAGGACGCGUACAAGUUGUCGAUCGAGAUACGCAUGUACAGUGGCGGAAGCACUGACCUGGAACAGAGCUAUACUGCCGUGGCCUUCCUGCGCCAGAUCGUGUUCACGGUCGAGUCACUGCUGGAGAACUUCUACAAGUCAAUCAAGACCAAACGAGUCAUUCCAUGUAGCCACUGCAUCCACUGUCGUCCUCGUGAAGAGCCACACUACUAUGAGCUGAGUAGCUGUGUGGCCGCAAUCCAAGACAACAACAACACCAACAAGUUUGUCUACUGUCGCAACGACCCGAACGAGCCCGUGGCGCUGGAGAAGGUCGCGCCGGACCUUGUCAUCAGCAAGGUGCCGACAAUGACCAUGGCUGACGUUGAAUGCGACUCGUCCCCCAUUGGUAAGGGAGGCUUUGGCCUCGUGUACAAAGGCAAGCUACUGCGAACGGGCGAACAGAUCGCGGUCAAGUCUUCGAUUGUGUCGCCAGACCAGAGCAACGAGGAGACCGUACAGAAGUUCCGCGAAUUCCAACGCGAGGUCUUCAUCAUGUCCAGUCUGAGCCAUCCCAAUAUCGUACGCCUUCACGGCUAUAUGUUCAACCCUCCACGCAUCGUAAUGGAGUUCGUUCCAAAGGGCGACCUGUACCACUACCUCAAGGACAACAAGGCGGCGGGCAUGACCAUCCCAUGGACGCUACAAACUCGCAUGAUGCUUGACCUGGCGAAUGGACUUCACUACAUGCAGUCGUUGACGCCACCCGUCAUCCAUCGUGACCUUCGCUCGCCCAACAUCUUCCUGAGCUCACUUGAUGAGGACGCGCCAGUUGUGGUCAAGAUCGCCGACUUUGGCCUCAGCCAGCAGUCGAUUCACUCAGUGGCGGGAAUCCUAUUGUCGUACCAAUGGAUGGCGCCAGAGGCCAUCAGCUCGCAGACUGAGGGCUACACUGAGAAGGCCGACACUUACUCAUUUGCGAUGAUCCUCUAUGAGAUCCUGUCUGGACUCGCGCCAUUCGAUGAGUAUGCCGAAACAAUGAAGAAAUUCCAAGUGAUCGACGCCAUUCGCACCAAGCACCUGCGUCCCACGCUGCCGUCCACCGUGCCCGCCAAGCUGCGCAAUGUCAUCGAGCUGUGUUGGAGUGGCGAGCCGUCCAGUCGACCGGAAUUCCCAUACAUCAUCAAAGAGCUCGAAGAGCUACGUGCUGGUAUCGAGACAGUGAACGCGCCUCCGGCUCCCGUCAGUGUGGACCUCAACAAACGAAGCUGGCGAGCCACACACAAACCCAUCCUUCAUCCAUGGUCAAUGCGCCAAGAACAAUUCUGUUCCUGGCAUCGAAACAACAACCCAUCUGUCAAUGUCAACUCAUCGCCCGACACGACCAAGAUGAUGUUCAUGUAA